Molecule: messenger RNA, 3438 nt
Organism: Ectocarpus sp. CCAP 1310/34
Lineage: Eukaryota; Phaeophyceae; Ectocarpales; Ectocarpaceae
Source: the annotation of a GenBank genome assembly
GGUAGCACCGUAACACUUGCUUGAGCAAACACUGAGCACCACCAAAUAAAGCUAGCGAGAGAGGGAGAGAGAGAGAGGAGCGAAGGAGGGGGCCACAGCAGCAUGCCGUCUCCAGCUUUCGGCCUGUUCUUCGAGAUCUUCUCGGAAGGGGUGGUAUUCACCGUGGCCCUCAUCACCUCCGCGUGCUUCGGGGAGAGGUGCUGGAAGCGCUCGGCGCCGCUGAACAUCACCGGCCUCGCCGCGAGCCUCAUCGCCGUCGCCUACUCGGUGUUUGCGCUCGAGUACUGGUUCAACGGGCUUGGCGACAUGUACAGCUGCACCACCCUCGCCGCCGUCAACGGCACCUGCAUGAGCGCUAGCAACGCCUUCACCUUCCUGCAUCUCUUCGUCAAGGCUGACGCGAGCAACCAGAGGAACCCCAAGUGGCGCAAGUUCUACCGGUGGGUCGGAGUCGCAACGACCGCGUUUAACUGGGUGACGCUAGCCGUUGUCCACGCGCUGCUUGAAGGAACGCAAGUUGAUGGUCUCGACGGACCUCGUUGCAAGUUCACCUUCGAAAUGAACUCCUUUAGGCUCAAAUGGAUCGCUCAGUUCAUCAACCAAGCUUUCCAGGUCGCCGCGUUCGUGGGGCCUUUGAUAAUGCACCUCAGGAUGAUGGCGAGAAGCCCCGCCAAGUCGUCAGAAGUCGACACCGUCUUCGCAACCCUGGUGAAGAAGGCGCUCAUCGCGUCGGGCGUGUCACUCCUUUUCACGCUCAUCGUGACCGUUCUCGCCUUCACGAAGAUGCAAGACAUGAAGAACGGUACCAACAAGUACCUGAUUCCGGUGUUCCCGUUGGCCGUCCUCGACAACGCCGUUAGCCUGGGCGCCAUCAUUUUCGCGGUGCACCUCCCGAGCAUGACCCGCGAGACCACGGGCAGGGACAAGGAGUCCGCCGUGACGGUGACCGGCUCCAACAUCAGCACGUCUUCCGAAGUCAUUGUGACCGUCUCGGUGUGAGUGACGGGAGCAAGCCGCCCACGUGUUUCGCGGGCCGGGCUAGGACCACCGGUACGAGGAAGAGGCCCGCCGUACCCAUCUUUUCUCCCAUUUAUCUGGCACCCCGCAUACGAGAGCAGGCCUCGCGUUUCGUGAACACGCCUCCGCUGACUGGCAGGAGUGUCGUGUCUUCAACGACCGGGGGGAUCCUUCAGAGUGGCGUGCAGGCUCGCCCCGGCGGGGACUGCCGUGGUGCGCCGCCUGUUGAACGUGCGCAUCGGCCAAAGAUGGGGAUGGAGCAGGGAAGACCGUGACAUGUUAAGAGAAGGCGGAUUCUGUGUGUGGCAGUGUAGAUUGUAUGUUUAUUUACGACUGACUGGGGAUACUCACGAAAAUUUGUUUUCGGUUGGGGGGGGGGGGGGGGAAAUAUCCAUUUUCGAAUAUGUACAGCGGUCGUUCGCGGCAGGGAUCCAUUUUAAUGUUUUAUUAUGUUUCCAAAUUGUGGUGUUGCGGGUGGUAGGUGGGAUGUAGCUUCGUUGAUUCUCACGUUUCGGUUCAGUCGUCGUCGUUGUCAUCGUCAUCGAAACCCGGGUUUGAUUUUCAUUCUACCCACACCAACAAGCAGCCAGCCUCAUGUGAGUUUUCGUCACUGUUGUUGAGUGUCGACCUUGAGUGUUUGACACAAGAUUUUUGCCCCUCGAGGGCGUCUCCCCGGUGCAAACGCCACAUAACAUGCUUAUUCAACGUUUUUUUCUUUUUGAGUGUUGUUACAUCGGUAUCGUUGCGUAAAUCGCUUACACCCUUGAGAGCUUAACCUUCCUUAUGAGGGAUCCUAUCUGUGUAGGUAUGCGUCGGGGGCCCUGCGGUUCGGCCGAACCCGUCGCCACUCGAAAAAUAGUAUUAGUUUCAUGUGUGUGUUACCGUGCAGGAUGGCCGGGGCUGCUUUAAUCAGUCUGGACACUAGUUCAGCUACCGUUUGCAAUGUCUCUGUACUGGGAGCGGCAGAGAACCCAUUGUGUCGUUACUUGCACCAAGCUUCUUGGCCCCGAUCGAUCUCUCGGUGUGCGGCCGCGCUUUUUUCGCAACUGCAGCUGUCUCACCUGAUUCUUUGUUGUUGUUUUUAUGUUGACUUUUUGCACGUUUUUCUGUCCACGUGUGUGCGUUUGGUCGGGAGUUCUGACAAGGAUGUUCAACAGGCGGUCGGUGAUGGCUGUCUUUUUUUUGCGUUGUUUGUUUCAAGGGGUGGUCGUCGCUGGUAGACGCCGAAUGGGACACUUCGCCCUUGUCGGGGAAAGCGAAGGCAACAGCAUAUGAACACUGCUUUUUUCUUCCCGUUUGUUUACUUUGAGUGUUGUUGUGUAAAGUGUUGGUUUCGGCGUGAAAAAAAAUCCCCCUCUGACGGGCUGAAGAAAGAACUUGUCACACGAUUGUGAUAUGUUCACUCGUACUGUUUUCCGUGUGUAUGUUAGCGGGGGCGGGGGGCGGGGAGGGCGGAGAAACUGGCGUAUAGUAGAGACACAUAUUGCAGUUCAGUUUGCAUCCCAUGGUAUGAUACGACCAUCUUGGCCAAGUCAACCGCCCAGGGACAGAAGAGGAAGGAGGCGUUGUUGGCGGAGGAUAACCCAGCUCCUCGCCAUGAGGUGGCUCGGAGCAGACCGCCUUUUCACAAAUUUUAAUAGCCCUGUUAUGGUAGCUUUUGCGACAAUGGGAGGGAAAUAUCGCUCUUGGCGUGAAAGUUGUUGUCGGUGUCGUGAUUGCGUGAGCGACCAAAGAUGAUGCGCUUUGUGUGUGUACGUUCGUCGAGUGCCAGCAUGGAGUCGGCGCUUUGGUGUUGGGCACUUCGAACGAGACGCGAAGUCUUGCCGCAAUUCUCGGGCCGUGCAUGAGCGUCUAUUGGCCAGGAGAUCCUUCUUGCGAUCAUGCAGUACGAGAAUGACCCGCAGGGAGGCGAGAUGGAGAGAUGAACUCUUGCAGGUGACGCAUAUAGCAGUAGUUUCUGAGUAAAUACAGCCUCUUUGUAGGGCUGGUACAGGGAGAGGUUUUGUCUUGGAUAUUUCUCGGAGCAUAAUAAAUAGAGGCUUGUGUAAGUACGCUUCGCUGCUUUGGUAAUACGACAGAAGAGGGUUGCCGCCCUUAUGGAUUUGCCGUUUUCGUUGCCUAGCCUAGAGUCGACCGCAUAGGCAUUUUGGUUUGGGGCCGUUCGCAUGCAGUCUGUCGUUCUUCGGCAAAGGCCAGCGGCUGUACCUUGUUCUCAGCCGUAAGUUAUCGGUGUGCCUUCGUGCAGUGUUAAAGGUUCGCGAGAUUUCAGGAGAACAGACUUCCACUGGCCGCCAACUGGUCGCGAGUUCCACCCUUUACGAUAGUACGAACCAUGUGUGAUAUCGCUUGUCAAACCGGGGAAUUUCAAGUAUGUACAGUCAGCAAGCCCUUAUUUCGCCACAUUUACUCCGCAGUGCACUG